AUGGUCCGGGUGAACAUCACAACAGUCACAGCGUCUGUGCUUUACAUUGUUUUAUUUACAGUUUCUGUCACCCAUUGUUGGACAUACCAUUAUUCCACACAGGGCAUGACCUAUGAUGACGCUCAGACAUUUUGUCAGACUAAAUAUACAGAUCUUGUUGCCAUACAGAAUAAAAAAGAGAUUGAUUACCUCAAAGAAAAUAUACCCAAACAAAUAUAUUACUAUUGGAUAGGAAUAAGGAAGAUCAAUGGUGUAUGGACUUGGGUGGGAACCAACCAGACUCUCACAAAAGAGGCAGAAAACUGGGGUGAGAAGGAACCAAAUAAUAAGAAGAACAAUGAAGACUGCGUUGAGAUAUAUAUUGGGAGAGAAAAGGAUCCAGGGAAGUGGAAUGAUGAUUCCUGCAAAAAGAGAAAACAUGCACUGUGCUAUACAGCAUCAUGCAACAGCACAUUAUGCAGUGGCCAUGGAGAAUGCAUUGAGACAAUCAACAACUUCACCUGUGCUUGUGAUGCAGGAUUCUACGGCGAUCUGUGUCAGCAUGUUGUACAAUGUCCACAUUUGCUAAAUGAACCACCGGCAUAUAUGAAUUGUUCCCAUCGUUGGGGAAUUUACAGUUUUGAAUCCCUCUGCCACUUUGAAUGUUGUGAUGGAUUUUUCCUUAAUGGAAUGGAUGAUAUCCAGUGUCUUUCUUCUGGGAACUGGAGUGAAGCAACUCCACAUUGCUCAGCUGUACAAUGUCCACAUUUGCUAACUGAACAACCAAAGUAUAUGAAUUGUUCCCAUCCUUGGGGAAAUUUCAGUUUUGAAUCCAUCUGCCACUUUGAAUGUCUUGAUGGAUUUUCCCUUAGUGGAAUGGAUACUAUCCAGUGUCUUUCUUCUGGGAACUGGAAUGAAGCACCUCCCCAUUGCUCAGCUGUACAAUGUCCACAUUUACUAACCGAAUCACCAGUGUAUAUAAACUGUUCCCAUCCAUGGGAAAAUGUCGGUGUUGGAUCCCUAUGUCACUUUAAAUGUGCUGAUGGAUUUUCUCUUAAUGGAACUGAUAAGGUCCAGUGUCUUUCUUCUGGGAACUGGAAUGAAGCACCUCCACAUUGCACAGUUAUUACAAUGUCUAAAUUUGCUUAUCUUAUUUCUAAUCAAACAAUGACCCUAGCAAAACACUUGCUCGACGUGCUAGCAAAAGAGCACGUCGAGCAAGCUACUAGGACCCAAGUAAAGGAGACCACCGAGAACCUGCUGCACCAGAACGUGGAGAUCACCCUUCAGGACUGCCAUCACACCAAGGCGACCACUUCACUUCCUUGCAUGGACUUUCCAUCUCAACAGCAAGUAUUACCAACUUAG
Molecule: messenger RNA, 1347 nt
Organism: Nanorana parkeri
Lineage: Eukaryota; Metazoa; Chordata; Amphibia; Anura; Dicroglossidae
Product: L-selectin-like
Exons: 9
Coding region: 1-1347 (448 amino acids)
Biological process (GO): leukocyte tethering or rolling; heterophilic cell-cell adhesion; response to cytokine
Cellular component (GO): external side of plasma membrane; membrane
Molecular function (GO): oligosaccharide binding; sialic acid binding; calcium ion binding
Source: RefSeq, a predicted model, not a curated record